AUGGCAGAAGGAAAUCAUUCCACAGUGACUUACUUCAUCCUCGCUGGGUUAACAGAGAAACCAGGGCUCCAGCUGCCCCUCUUUCUUCUCUUCCUGGGAAUCUAUGUGUUCACAGUGGUGGGGAACCUGGGCAUGAUCACCCUGAUCAGGCUCAGUUCUCACCUGCACACUCCCAUGUACCAUCUCCUCAGCAGUCUGUCCUUCAUUGACCUGUCCUAUUCCACUGUCAUUACCCCCAAAAUGCUGGUGAACUUUGUGAUAGAAAAGAACAUCAUCUCCUACCCUGAAUGCAUCAUUCAACUCUACUUCUUUUUGGUUUUUGUUAUAUCAGAGUGUCACUUGCUGGCUGCAAUGGCUUAUGACCGCUAUGUUGCCAUCUGUAACCCUUUGUUUUACCAUGUUGCCAUGUCUUCUCAAGUGUGUUGCUGGAUGGUCACUGGGGUGUACAGCAUGGGCUUGGUUGGUGCCACAGCUCACACAGUCUGCAUGCUAAGAGUGGAUUUUUGCAAGGCUGAUGUAAUAAACCAUUACUUCUGUGACCUUUUCCCACUACUGGAGCUCUCCUGCUCUAGUACUUUUAUCAAUGAGGUGGUAGUUCUGGGCUUAAGUGCAUUUAAUAUUUUUCUCCCAACCCUGACUAUACUUUCCUCCUAUAUCUUCAUUAUAGCCAGCAUCCUUCGCAUUAGCUCAGCUACAGGCAGGUCCAAAGCCUUCAGCACUUGCAGCUCCCACAUCUCAGCUGUUGCUGUGUUCUUUGGUUCUCUCACAUUUAUGUACCUGCAGCCCUCUUCAGUCAACUCUGUGGACCAAGGGAAAGUAUCAUCUGUGUUUUACACUGCUAUUGUCCCUAUGCUGAAUCCUGUAAUAUACAGCCUGAGGAAUAAGGAUGUGAACAUUGCUUUAAAAAAGUUCUUUGACAAAAGAAGAGUCCCAUUUUAUUAG
This is a messenger RNA of Heterocephalus glaber (naked mole-rat), 942 nucleotides long. RefSeq names its product olfactory receptor 8G50. The record is from RefSeq and is a predicted model, not a curated record. Gene Ontology annotation, biological process: G protein-coupled receptor signaling pathway. Lineage: Eukaryota; Metazoa; Chordata; Mammalia; Rodentia; Bathyergidae. Gene Ontology annotation, cellular component: membrane. Gene Ontology annotation, molecular function: olfactory receptor activity; G protein-coupled receptor activity.